UUUAAAUCGGACGGUGGAGCUUUAAAAGUUUUAACCUACACACUGCCCGCGUUCUACGUCCCUAUAAAUAUGUUCACUACUCCUCACUGAGCCCAUAGUUUUCAUUCCCAACCAACAAAGCUCCGAGGACGACACCAUGGUUUUCUUUUGCUUUAUGGUGGAUCAGAAGCGGAAGGUGCGGCGGAGUAGGCCGGCGCCUGGAAUUUGCUCCAGAUGCGGCGGAGGAGCCAGCGUUGCCGAUAUGAAAACCGCUACGAGAUUCUGUCAUGUUCCCUUUUAUUGUAAAUCUUGGAGAGCCCUCAUCUGUACCUUUUGUGGAUCUGUUCUUCGAUCUUAUCGCUAAUUUAUUUAUUUCCUUCUAAUUUUUCAAUGUUUUAUUAUUAUUAUUAUUAUUAUUAUUAUUAUUAUUAUUAUUAUUAUUAUUAUUAUUAUUUUCAUCUUAGACACUAAUUUUAAUUUAACAUGCCUUAUUGCAUGUAGUCGGAAUUUGUUCAUUUUAUAGCUCAA
Messenger RNA from Cucumis melo (muskmelon), 507 nucleotides. RefSeq lists its product as uncharacterized. NCBI's taxonomy places the organism in Eukaryota, Viridiplantae, Streptophyta, Magnoliopsida, Cucurbitales, Cucurbitaceae. The transcript has a single exon. The record is from RefSeq and is a predicted model, not a curated record. Bases 137 to 343 code for a protein of 68 amino acids.